UGGAGAGGGAACGGAGAAGACAAAUCCGAAGGGCUUGGGCGCCAUGGGGCAGGGUCUCGAUGCAGGGUCCCGGCCUCUGCACCGUGACAGCUCCAAGACAGAGGGUGCAGGGCCAGCUCCCAGGGGUUGGAGGAGGAGGGGCCAGGCUGCCUGAGCUGGAGACAGCGGCAGGGUAGGAAAGGAUCAGGACCAAUAGCCCUUUUGGCACUGUAGCCAAGGGGCACCAGCUGCAUGCAGGCCUUGACCUCAGCUGACCCUGAUAGCCCACAUGGGGCACUGGGUCUAAUUUUAACUCAGCCACAGGGCCUGCAGCCCAGGAGUGCUUGUCAGCGGGCACAGGGGUGGCCAGAGCUGCUCUGGGGCUGCUCAGGCUGGGGGAGGAUUGGGGAGACCACCCCGUGCUUCUUCCAGCCCUGCACCCUGGCCAAGCCACCUCUUGUGGGAGCUCUGACAGGUCCCCCAUGGCCUGGCAGAUUGUACUCUCCAUCAAGGACCAGGUCAGGGGGUUCAGCCAAGAAGAGAGGACACAGCCUAGCAAUCUAGACAGCGGUUGCAUCAGCCUGAAUAGUGUCCGGGGCAGGGGCUCCUGCUGGGAGAGCAAAGGUUGGCUUGGCUGUCCGAAGGCCCAGGAGGCAGAGUCCUGACCACAGGAAAGCCAGGCCAGAAAGCCGGGUUCUACCUGGCCUCCUUGUGCCUGGUUGGCAACUUGCUGUUUGACCUUAGGCAGGACAGCCUGCUCUUCAUGAGCCUUGGUGUUCCCAUCUGUACAAUGAGGGCACUGAACUAGGGUGAUCCCAGCUCCAGUGACCCCGCGUCGGGCCCCUGCACCUCCUGCUUCCCCCAGCCCUGGCUGUGGGUGGCCACAUGCAGUCGUGGAGAAGGAAGUCCCUGUGGCUGGCACUGUUGACCUCCUGGCUUCUCGGCCUCCUGGGAAUCUUUCCCCUUCUCCGCCUGGCAGUGCCCACCAGACCGCGGGCAGGGCCCCCCCCAGGCUGGCCCCGCUGGCUGGAUGCAGAGCUCCUGCAGAGUUUCUCCCAUCCUGGGGAGCUGCCAGAAGAUGCCCCUCGACCUCCUCAAGCCCUCCGCAGUGGCAGCUGUGAUUGGGGAGCUUGCUUUGAUGCCUCGAAGUGCAGGGGUGGCAGCCUCAAGGUGUUUGUGUACCCGGCCGCUGGACCCAUUUCUGAGACGCAGCGCAAGAUCCUGGCUUCCAUUGAGGGAUCCCGCUACCACACCUUCGACCCUGCUGAGGCCUGCCUCCACCUCCUCAGCCUGGAUGCCUCAGCUGGAGGGUGCAGCCUGGUGCCCCCGACAUGGGACCAAGGCAAGAACCGUCUGGUCCUCCGGCUCCACCCAGCCUCCUGUCCUUGGACCUUCCAGCUGGGACAGGCGAUGGUGGCUGAGGCCAGCCCCCCAGUGGACACCUUCCGGCCUGGCUUUGACGUGGCCCUCCCGAUUCUCUCUGAAGCGCACCCGUUUCGAGGUGGGGCUCCUGGACAGCUGCGGCAGUACAGCCCCCACCCCAGGGCGGCCCUGCUAGCCCUGGCAGAAGAGAGGGGUGGGUGGCGCUCGGCAGGGACCAACUCCUCCACCUGCCCCUGGGACGGGCGCUGUGAGCAGGACCGUGGACCUGAGCUGGCCCGCCCUGGGGCAACGCUGCCCAAUGCCACUUUCUGCCUCAUCCCGGGCCGCAGCCGCCGUCUUGAUGCCUUGCACUUCCUCCAAGCCCUGCAGGCUGGCUGCAUCCCUGUACUUCUCAGCCCUCGCUGGGAGCUGCCCUUCUCCGAGGUUAUCGAUUGGACCAAGGCGGCUGUUGUAGCUGAUGAGAGGCUCCCACUUCAGGUCCUGGCUGCCCUCCAGGAGAUGCCCCUGACGCGGGUGCUCACCCUGCGUCAGCAGACGCAGUUUCUGUGGGACACCUACUUCUCCUCCGUGGAGAAGGUCAUCCACACCGCUCUCGAGAUUAUUCAGGACCGCAUCCUUGGAGUGUCUGCUCACCCCUCACUGCUGUGGAACAGCCCCCCGGGGGCUCUCCUGGCCCUGCCCACGUUUUCCACAAGUCCCUCGGACUUCCCCUUCUAUUACCUACGGCAGGGCUCUCACCCUGCAGGCAGGUUCAGCGCCCUGAUCUGGGUGGGGGCCCCAGGCCAGCCCCCCCUGAAGCUCAUCCAGGCGGUGGCAGGCUCCCAGCACUGUGCCCAGAUCCUGGUUCUCUGGAGCAAUGACAAGCCACCCCCACCCAGGUGGCCUGAGACAGCAGUGCCCUUGACAGUCAUCGAGGGGCACAGGAAGGCCAGCGACCGCUUCCGCCCAUACAGUGCCGUCAGCACCGACGCCGUCCUCAGCCUCGAUGCCCACAGCAGUCUUUCCACAAGUGAGGUGGACUUUGCUUUUGUGGUGUGGCAGAGCUUCCCGGAGCGGAUGGUGGGCUUCCUGACGUGGAGCCACUUCUGGGAUGAGGCCCGGGGUGGCUGGGGCUACACCGCUGAGAGGGUCAACGAGUUCUCCAUGGUCCUCACCUCAGCCGUCUUCUACCACAGGUAUUACCACACCCUCUUCACCCACUCCCUGCCCGAGGCUCUGAGGAGCCUGGCAGAUGACACACCCACCUGUGUGGACGUCCUAAUGAAUUUCCUAGUAGCAGCAGCUACGAAGCUGCCCCCUAUCAAGGUGCCCUAUGGGAAGCGGCAUCUGGAAGCCAGACCACCACUGGUGUCUAGGGGCCGGGGGCCCGCACCUGCGUUGCAGCCCGCAGACCAUAACUGCAUCAACCAGAUGGCGGCAGGGUUCGGCCACAUGCCUCUGGUGUCCUCUCGCUUCCGUCUGGAGCCAGUGCUCUUCAAGGACCCCGUGUCGGUGCUGCGAAAGAAGUAUCGCAGCCUGGAGAAGCCCUAAGUAGGACCUACAGAAACCCCUUCCUUACUCCCACGGGCGCUGCACCUGCUUAGGGGAGGUGGCGCGGCUCAGAUGUUCCCUCCCUAGAGACAUCUACGGACCCAAUUAAGGAAUCCAGUUGGCCAACACGUCAGAUUCCAAUUGGCCAAUCAGUUACAUCGCCCGGAGGGGGUGGGACCUCACCCCACUGUGCAGCCCAGCAACAGAUGAUGGUUCCGCCUCCGUGCCUCUGCCAGUGCCAAUCACUCUGCCCAGUUGACUUCUUGUCUUUCAAAUCCUCGCCUCCCACAGGGACUUGUCUGACCCCCAUCCCGUCUCCGGGUCGGUUUGGUCUCUUCUGUGCUUUUAUAGCUGGGUGUUUCCCGCAGUCCCGGCAUUGUGCAUGCUGCCUGGUCGCGCAUACCAUCAAGCCUCUGGACUGGCCCGGGAGCCUCAGAAAGGCAGGGUCGUGUUCUCCUUCUCUAGCCUGGCAGGUGCGCUACGAAUAUUUGAUGAAAAGAUAAUGGAAGAAACAUCAGCUGCGUGCCUGGCUCAGUGAGGACGGUGGCGGGAGUGUGGACAGGAGUGAGGAGUUGAAACUCCAUCCCCAUCUUCGGGGUUUCCAGUCCGGUGGGAAGGCAGUUUAACCACAGACGCCUGCGUUGCCAGGCACGAUCAUCACGUCCCAGCGAUGGAGCAAAGAGGCGCCAGGAAGCUAGUUUUGGCUUCCUUCUCGAACCGGCGGAGCAGAGCGAGGAGGGGACGAAAGGGAUGAGAAGGCGGGCGAUUGACCCCUGCCCCGCCAGGGACCCUGGGCUCAGGCUCGGCCGUCGCCCUGCGUUACCAUCCUAGACCACUAGAGGUCAGCGCCGCUCCACGCUCCAGUCGGGAAACUAGGAGGCUCGCUGCUGUGCAGCCUGAGGUCUGAAAACUCAGCGGGUAGGGGAAUAUCUGAAAGGACAGCCCCACUUUUUGGCUCACACACUUAGGACCAAGCAGGGUGAUUUCUAGGUGGGCUGGGUGGGAGCAGAAGCUGGAGUGCCUUUAGGGGAGAGUGGAGUGGGGGAAGGGACGCUGGGUUCUCCCGGGUUCAUCCACCUGGAACUGGAAUUAUCACUUCCGAAAUAAAGCUAACGUCC
Molecule: messenger RNA, 4010 nt
Organism: Phyllostomus hastatus (greater spear-nosed bat)
Lineage: Eukaryota; Metazoa; Chordata; Mammalia; Chiroptera; Phyllostomidae
Gene: EXTL1
Product: exostosin like glycosyltransferase 1
Exons: 11
Coding region: 865-2892 (675 amino acids)
Cellular component (GO): membrane
Molecular function (GO): glycosyltransferase activity
Source: RefSeq, a predicted model, not a curated record